This is a messenger RNA of Dunckerocampus dactyliophorus (ringed pipefish), 894 nucleotides long. RefSeq names its product methionine-R-sulfoxide reductase B1-A-like. Gene Ontology annotation, molecular function: peptide-methionine (R)-S-oxide reductase activity. The record is from RefSeq and is a predicted model, not a curated record. NCBI's taxonomy places the organism in Eukaryota, Metazoa, Chordata, Actinopteri, Syngnathiformes, Syngnathidae. The transcript is spliced from 4 exons.
UACUAACUAGUGGAAUGCCUUUAUUUACAUUUACUUCUUGUCCAACUUGAAUAAGUCGCAGGUGGAAAUGUCUUUCUGUUCCUUCUACGGCCGAGAGGUUUUUGCGGACCAUUUCAAACCAGGGAUUUACGCAUGUGCUAAAUGUGGCCACCAGCUGUUCUCCAGCCGCUCCAAGUUUGAGCACUCGUCUCCCUGGCCAGCCUUCACAGAGACCAUCCACCAAGACAGUGUGUCCAAACACGAGGAGAGACCUGGAGCCUUCAAGGUGUCGUGUGGAAAGUGUGGAAAUGGCCUCGGCCACGAGUUUGUCAAUGACGGGCCUGCUAAAGGGUUGUCUCGCUUCUGAAUAUUCAGCAGCUCACUGAAGUUCAUCCCAAAAGAUAAGGUUGAUGGACAGUAAAGUGAGCGUUUAAGAGGAAGUGCUGCUGGCCCUGUCGACGUUUCUGGAUGCUGCUAAGUUGUGGACAGCAAAUGAAGCGCUCUGGAGGAAAAGCCCAAGAUGGGAGCACCAGAGUUCUGAUGGACAAUGGCCACACUGCACAGCAGCGACUGCGGAAAAAAAAAGAAUACAAUAUAAGAUCAGAUGGUAUGCAUAAUGGAGACUCCGGAGAGUUGCACUCCUCAACAUUUUACAGUAUCAUUAGUUCAGUUUUUACAUUGGUUUAUAAGUCAUUUAUUGUGUUUAAGGGCAUAAUAUAAACAAUUUUUCAUCCUUCUCAGGAUAUUAAAAGUGUUCUUACGAUGCUGCUUGUAGUUCUAGAAUCCAGGACAUGUAAGAAAAUAGUAAGCAGAAACAUUAAUUGGACUUCUCUUGAUGAGAUAAGAUGGACAACAUUCUAGUUAUCACUCACAAUAUCUAAAUUCUCAAAACUAUAUUAAAUGUUUUAAAAUAAA